Messenger RNA from Syzygium oleosum, 2298 nucleotides. Its product is annotated as oligopeptide transporter 3-like. NCBI's taxonomy places the organism in Eukaryota, Viridiplantae, Streptophyta, Magnoliopsida, Myrtales, Myrtaceae. Gene Ontology annotation, molecular function: oligopeptide transmembrane transporter activity. The transcript is spliced from 6 exons. The coding region runs from base 1 to 2298 and encodes 765 amino acids. Gene Ontology annotation, biological process: transmembrane transport. The record is from RefSeq and is a predicted model, not a curated record.
AUGACUAUCAACAAUGAAGAGACCCAAGACCAAGAAAAGCCAAACAAAGAUCACACAAGAGGAGAUCAAGAACAAGAAGAAAGAUGUGCAGUGGAAGAAGUGGCCUUGAUCACAGGAAAAGAUCAAGAGCAAGAAGAAAGAUGUGCAGUGGAAGAAGUGGCCUUGGUCGUGCCGGAGACCGACAACCGGUCACUCCCAGUGAUGACAUUCCGCAUGUGGGUCCUCGGCCUUACAUCUUGCGUCGUCCUCAUCUUCCUCAACACCUUCUUCAUGUUCCGGACGCAGCCGCUGACCAUCUCGUCCAUCCUGAUGCAGAUCACCGUGUUGCCCAUUGGCAAGCUCAUGGCCAACUCUCUGCCUGCUAAGCAGUACCGGUUCUUCAGCUACAACUUUAGCUUGAACCCAGGGCCUUUCAACAUCAAAGAGCAUGUUUUGAUCACCAUCUUCGCGAACUGUGGAGUGGCCACAGGCGGAGUUGAUGCUUACUCCAUUGGACCCAUCACGGUGAUGAAGACUUUUUACAAGCAGAACUUGAGCUUUCUCUGUGCCCUCAUCAUUGUCUUGACUACACAGUUAGCAGGGUAUGGCUGGGCUGGAAUGUUUAGGAAGUACCUGGUGGAUCCUGCUGAAAUGUGGUGGCCUGCAAACCUUGCUCAGGUCUCUCUCUUCAGAGCCCUCCAUGAAAAAGAACACAAAACCAAAGGCCUGACACGAAUGCAGUUUUUCCUCAUGGCGCUCACGGCGAGCUUCGCUUACUACGUGCUCCCUGGCUAUUUGUUCCCAGUUCUGACAUUCUUCUCCUGGGUCUGCUGGGCGUGGCCCCGCAGCGUCACCGCCCAGCAAAUCGGGUCAGGAUACCAUGGGCUCGGGAUAGGCGCCUUCACCCUCGACUGGGCCGGCGUCUCCGCCUAUCGUGGAAGCCCGCUUGUGACGCCUUGGCAGACAAUUGCCAAUGUUGGGGUCGGCUUCGUUGUGUUCAUAUAUGUGGUGGUGCCUCUGUGCUAUUGGAAGUACAACCUCUUCUUCGCUCAGCGAUUUCCCAUAUUCUCGAAUCAGCUGUUUAAGUUCGACGGGCAUAAGUACGAUAUCACCAAGAUAUUGACACCAAAAUUUGAUCUUGAUGUAGCUGCUUACGAAAGCUACGGGAAGCUGUACCUAAACCCUAUAUUCGCAAUAUCGUUAGCAUCGGGAUUCGCUCGCAUCGCGGCUACUUUCUCGCACGUGGCGUUGUUCCAUGGCAGUGAUGUCAUAAGGAGGAGCCGAGCUGCGAUGAAGGACGUGAAAAUGGACAUCCACACGAAGCUGAUGAUGCGUUACGAACAAGUCCCUCAAUGGUGGUUCCACAUUGUAGCAGUGGCAUGCGUCGCCUUGUCGGUGAUGAUGUGCUUCGUGUGGAAAGACGUUGUGCAACUGCCGUGGUGGCUGAUGAUUCUCGCCUUCGUCAUGUCUUGGCUUGUUGUACUCCCCAUUGGGGUCAUUCAAGCAACCACAAACCUGCAACCGGGAUAUGAAAUCGUAGAACAGUUCCUGAUCGGUUACAUAUUGCCGGGAAAGCCCAUAGCGACCUUGCUUUUCAAGAUCUACGGGCGAUUCAGCUUCGCCCAUGCGCUGUUUUUCUUGUCGGACCUCAAACUCGGGCACUACAUGAAGAUCCCUCCGCGCUGCAUGUUCACGGUUCAGCUCGUGGCUAGUCUAGUUUCGGGCAUAGUUAACCUCGCGGUGGCUUGGUGGAUGAUGGGGAGCAUCGAGAACAUCUGCGACGUCGAGGCGCUCCAUCCCGAGUCCCCAUGGACGUGUCCCAAAUUCACGGUCACGUUCGACAAUUCGGUCAUAUGGGGAUUGAUUGGCCCAAGGAGGCUAUUCGUACCGGACGGCUUGUACCGGAACUUGGUGUGGGUGUUCCUUGUCGGAGCUCUCUUGCCUCUGCCAAUUUGGGCGCUGAGCAAGAUGUUCCCGGAGAAGAAGUGGAUCCGCCUGAUAAACGUUCCCGUCCUGUCCUUUGGUUUCGCAGGGAUCCCGCCAGCCUCUCCCACAAACAUCGCGAGCUGGCUCAUCACAGGGAUGUUCUUCAACUAUUUCAUGUUCCGAUACCGAAAGCGCUGGUGGCAGAAGUAUAACUACGUUUUAUCGGCGGCAUUGGAUGCCGGGACGGCUUUCAUGGGCGUGUUCCUGUUCUUCGCUCUGCAGAAUCAGAACAAGAACUUGAAAUGGUGGGGGUCGGAGAUCGACCACUGUCCGCUAGCAACUUGCCCGACUGAGCCCGGGGUCGUGGUCCAAGGUUGCCCUGUUUUCCAAUAG